Molecule: messenger RNA, 1744 nt
Organism: Colletotrichum destructivum
Lineage: Eukaryota; Fungi; Ascomycota; Sordariomycetes; Glomerellales; Glomerellaceae
Product: Putative TFIIH subunit Tfb4/GTF2H3, von Willebrand factor A-like domain superfamily
Exons: 1
Coding region: 629-1726 (365 amino acids)
Biological process (GO): nucleotide-excision repair; regulation of DNA-templated transcription
Cellular component (GO): transcription factor TFIIH core complex; transcription factor TFIIH holo complex
Source: RefSeq, a predicted model, not a curated record
GUCCUGUCCUCCCCCACGCCACACCAGACCGCGCAUCAUUAUGCGGUGCGUGGCAUGUCCUCCCACCCCUUGAACCCUUUUGCAAAUCCCAUACCCAGCCGAGAAAAGUGCUGGUCUCCUUCGGAGUCUCUUCCCCGUCGCAUCCCACAUCCCACCCCCCGGGCCCCGUGCCAUCCAAUAGCUUUGCCUUUUUUGCCAUCCUGAGUCUGAAGCACGGACCAGCUCCUAGCUUGAGCAUGGUUCCGGAUUAUUUCUAGACUUGGAAGCUUGUUGCAUCACACCUCACCUCACACAAAUCCCUACCCACCACCAAAAGGUCGCCUUGUCUUUUUUCCUUUUUUUUCCUCCUUCCGUUCCAUUUUUGGUGGUUUUUGUUUUUAUUUUUCGGACUGCGUCGAGAACUCCAACCCAUUCACUACUCUGUCGGUCUUCGACGGGCGUAGGAUUGGAAAAGUUCAGCCGAAGGAGGUCCCCCGAAAAGUCAACACGCGUCCACAGCAUACAACAAACCGCAGAUGCUCCGCUGGUGACAUCUUCCCUGCAACCUGGCGCCCGCCCUCCGAGGCCCUAGCCGUCUCCCGCCUAAUUCCCCUUAUUCUCCUCCUCCUCUUCCGCUGCUGCCGCCACCAUGAACGCCGUCGAUGCUUCGGACCACUACGAGGUCUCCUCGCACGAAGCCACCCCUUCCCUCCUCUCCAUCGUCAUCGACACAAACCCGCGUGCCUGGGCCGCCCUGAACGAUGUCCUCCCGCUCUCCAAGGCCAUCGCCAACGUCCUCGUUUUCGUCAACGCGCACCUCGCCUUCAGCAAUGCGAACCAGGUCGCCAUCUUUGCCUCCCACAGCAACCGCGCCGUAUGGCUCUAUCCCGCCAAGCCCGAGCCCGCUACGGCCAACGGCGCCGCUGCCUCUGAGGACGUCGCCAUGACCGGCGUCGACGCCUUCGCCCCGACCCCGAACCAGUCCUCCGCCAACAAAUUCCCCCAGUUCGCCCAGAUCGAGUCCGCCGUCAUGUCCUCGAUGCGCAAGCUCGUCGACGCCACCACCGAGGCCGACCUCGCCUGCACCACCACCCAACUCUCGGGCGCCCUUACCCUCGCCCUCGCCCACAUCAACAAGACCUCCCUCUCCCUCAACGAGACCAACAAGGCUCCUGACGUCCCCCGCUCCACCUCCUCCGCCCUGAGCCGUCUCCGCGCCCGCAUCUUUAUCCUCUCCGUUUCCGACUCGGAGCCUGUCCAGUACAUCUCCACCAUGAACGCCGUCUUCGCCGCCGCCCACUCCCAGAUCCCCAUCGAUACCCUCGCCCUCUCGGGCGACGCCACCUUCCUCCAGCAGGCGAGCUACAUCACUGACGGCACCUUCAUGCAGGCCGCCAGCCCCCGCGGCCUCUUGAGCUAUCUUAUGUUCGCCUACGCCGCCGACGCCGAGGCCCGCUCCUCCCUUAUCCCCCCGACCCACCACACCGUCGACUUCCGCGCCGCCUGCUUCUGCCACGGUCGCGUCGUCGACACUGGCUUCGUCUGCAGCAUUUGCCUCAGCAUCUUCUGCGACGUCCCCGAAGGCUCCGAGUGCCUCACCUGCGGCACCAAGCUCUCUCUCGGCAGCUAUGGCGCUAAGCCCGCCGUCGUCCCCCGCCGGAAGAAGAAGAAGAAGAGGACCGUCCUGGCAAACGGCCACAUCCGGGAGGAGACGGGCAGCGCUGCGGGCACGCCGCGUCCGGGAUAAGGCGUGCCUUUCUAUCAC